GCUGCCGCCGCCGCCGCCGCCACCGUCGCCACCGUCGCCGCCGCCUUUGCUACCGCUGCGUUCGGGUGUAGAAUUUGGAAUCCCUGCACCUCGUUAACAAUGAAGCAGAGUUCGAACGUGCCGGCUUUUCUCAGCAAGCUGUGGACGCUUGUGGAGGAAGCCCACACUAACGAGUUCAUCACCUGGAGCCAGAAUGGCCAAAGUUUUCUGGUCUUGGAUGAACAGAGAUUUGCAAAAGAAAUUCUUCCAAAAUACUUCAAGCACAAUAACAUGGCAAGCUUUGUGAGGCAACUGAAUAUGUAUGGUUUCCGUAAAGUUGUACAUAUUGACUCAGGUAUUGUAAAGCAGGAAAGAGAUGGUCCUGUUGAAUUUCAGCAUCCUUACUUCAAACAAGGCCAGGAUGACUUGUUGGAGAACAUUAAAAGGAAGGUUUCAUCUUCAAAACCAGAAGAAAAUAAAAUUCGUCAGGAGGAUUUAACAAAAAUUAUUAGUAGUGCUCAGAAGGUUCAAAUCAAACAAGAAACUAUUGAGUCCAGGCUUUCUGAAUUAAAAAGUGAGAAUGAAUCCCUUUGGAAGGAGGUGUCAGAAUUAAGAGCAAAACAUGCACAACAGCAACAAGUUAUUCGAAAGAUUGUCCAGUUUAUUGUUACAUUGGUUCAGAAUAACCAACUUGUGAGUUUGAAACGUAAAAGGCCUCUACUGCUAAACACUAAUGGAGCCCCAAAGAAGAAUCUGUUUCAGCAUAUAGUCAAAGAACCAACUGAUAAUCACCAUCACAAAGUUCCACACAGUAGGACUGAAGGCUUAAAGCCAAGAGAGCGGAUUUCAGAUGAUAUCAUUAUUUAUGAUGUUACUGAUGAUAAUGCAGAUGAAGAAAAUAUCCCAGUUAUUCCAGAAACUAAUGAGGAUGUUAUUUCUGAUCCUUCCAGCUGUAAUCAGUACCCUGAUAUUGUCAUUGUUGAAGAUGACAAUGAAGAUGAAUAUGCGCCUGUCAUUCAGAGUGGAGAGCAGAGUGAACAAGCCAGAGAAUCCGUGAGUUCAGGCAGUGAUGGCACUAGCCCUCUCAUGUCUAGUGCCAUCCAGCUAAAUGGCUCAUCUAGUCUGACCACAGAAGAUCCUGUAACCAUGAUGGAUUCCAUCUUGAAUGAUAACAUCAAUCUUUUGGGAAAGGUUGAACUGUUGGAUUAUCUUGACAGUAUUGAUUGCAGUUUGGAGGACUUCCAAGCCAUGCUCUCAGGAAGACAGUUUAGCAUAGACCCAGAUCUACUGGUUGAUCUUUUCACUAGUUCUGUGCAGAUGAAUCCCACAGAUUACAUCAAUAAUACAAAAUCUGAGAAUAAAGGAUUAGAAACUACCAAGAACAAUGUAGUUCAGCAAGUUUCAGAAGAGGGAAGAAAAUCUAAAUCCAAACCAGAUAAGCAGCUUAUCCAGUACACUGCCUUUCCACUUCUUGCAUUCCUUGAUGGGAACCCUGCUUCUGCUGUUGAACAGGGAAGUACAACAGCAUCAUCAGAAGUUAUGUCCUCUGUAGAUAAACCCAUAGAAGUUGAUGAGCUUCUGGAUAGCAGCCUGGACCAAGAACCAACCCAAAGUAAGCUUGUUCGCCUGGAGCCAUUGACUGAGGCUGAAGCUAGUGAAGCUACACUGUUUUAUUUAUGUGAACUUGCUCCUGCACCUCUGGAUAGUGAUAUGCCACUUUUAGAUAGCUAAAUCCUCAAGAAGUGGACUCUACUUGUAUAUAUUCAUCAAAAUGAUGAACUAUUUAUUUUAAAGUAUCAUUUGGUACUUUUUUUUUUGUAAAUUGCUUUGUUUGUUCAAUCAGAUACUGUGGAAUAAAAGCACCUUUUGCUUUUCUCACUAGCCACACACUCUUGGCAAAGCUUUCAGAUGUUAUUCUGCUGCGUAGGUAUACAAGAUUUAAUGCACAUUAUUGCGUAUCUUCAAGUUGGAUUUAAAUGUCCGUUUUUUUCCAAUUGUAGUUAAGUGGAAUUUUUUUCACAAAAUAUCCAUUAACCCCAGUUCAACUUUUGUUUGUUUUAUUUGUUUGAUGCUGUCUGUUUGCAUUCAGUGGAAAUCACUAGAACUGAAUGGUAGAACUCCUAAGGCUUUCUCUAUUCCAGUUACCUUUAUUAAUAUUUUUCACUUGGUUUAUUUUAAAACUGGGAACAUAAAGUGCCUGUAUCUUGUAAAACUUCAUGUGUCUCUAGGCUCAGAGAACUUCAUUUAUGUUCAGAGAAUUUCAUUUAUGUUCAUAAGGGAAGGCAAAGUGUACACAGUACUUACUGUCAUGGUUUCAGCUCCAUAUACAUUGAAAGAAGGUGGGGAUGGGAUGGAGUCAACCCUAUCCACUUAGUUGGACUAGUUUUAAGUUCAAGUUUGUGUUUUUUUGAACCAUAUUCUUUAG
This is a messenger RNA of Lepus europaeus (European hare), 2404 nucleotides long. RefSeq names its product heat shock transcription factor 2 (gene HSF2). Lineage: Eukaryota; Metazoa; Chordata; Mammalia; Lagomorpha; Leporidae. The transcript has 13 exons. Bases 100 to 1710 code for a protein of 536 amino acids. Gene Ontology annotation, molecular function: DNA-binding transcription factor activity; sequence-specific DNA binding. Gene Ontology annotation, biological process: regulation of DNA-templated transcription. The record is from RefSeq and is a predicted model, not a curated record.